AUGGGUAGUAGACGUGUGAAGAACAAGCAACAAGCUCCGCCAAGUUUGGAAGAGUUCCAGGCUAGAAAGGAGAAAAAACUCAAUAAGAAAGCAAAGAGAGUUAAGCCCGACGGCGAGGAACGCGGUGAAAGCAGGAAAGCAAAGAAGCCAAAGAAGGCAAAGAGUCGUGGAAGGGACGAGGAUGACGAGGAGAAAAGACAUCUGGAACAAUUGAAAAAUGAGGAACAGUCACUUCCUGAAGUGGACUUGAACGAGUUGUCAAAGGCCAAGAAAUCGCUGUUCGACGAAGACGAGGGGGAAGAAGAGGCAGAGGAUGAAGAAUUGCAGGACGAGUUUGAUUUGGAGCAGGAGUACGAGUAUGAUGAUGAUGAGGAGGCGAAUGACGAACAUCCUGUUUUCUCCGAUGACGAGGAUGUGGAUCUUGAGGAGUUGAACGCAGCCAAUAUGGAAGAGAUGUCCAGGAAACUUGAUGAAGAAAACGCCAUGGAGGCUGAAGAAGCUGAAAAGGAAUUGGUUGAAGCCGGGCAGACUCAGCCCAGAGCCGAAGUGCUGCCUACACAGGAGGAAGAGGAGUUGAUGGCUCAGCAACCUCCAGACCUGACCUCCAUCAGAACAAGAAUGAUAGAAAUCGUCAAGGUGCUGGAGGAUUUCAAGAACAUGGCAGCCGAGGGCAGGUCGAGGGCUGAAUACACUGAUAGGCUACUCAAGGAUAUCUGCCAAUAUUUUGGCUACACGCCAUUCCUAGCUGAGAAGCUAUUCGAUCUGUUUUCUCCGGCGGAGGCGAUGGAAUUUUUCGAAGCCAACGAAAUCGCCAGACCUAUCACUAUCAGAACGAAUACCUUGAAGACUAGAAGAAGGGAUUUGGCACAAGCUUUGGUGAAUAGAGGCGUCAACUUGCAGCCAAUUGGUUCGUGGACAAAGGUUGGUUUGCAAAUUUUUGAUUCGCAGGUCCCAAUCGGCGCCACGCCUGAAUAUCUGGCUGGUAAUUAUAUUUUACAAGCAGCAUCAUCUUUUUUGCCAGUCAUUGCCUUGGACCCUCAAGAAAAUGAAAGAAUUCUGGACAUGGCAGCUGCUCCUGGUGGGAAGACUACUUAUAUAUCAGCCUUGAUGAAGAACACUGGUUGUGUGUUCGCUAACGAUGCUAACAAAGCUAGAACAAAGUCUUUGAUCGCUAAUAUUCAUCGUCUGGGAUGUACAAACACCAUCGUUUGUAAUUACGACGCUCGUGAGUUCCCAAAAGUGAUUGGUGGCUUUGAUAGAAUUCUGUUAGAUGCUCCUUGUUCCGGUACUGGUGUCAUCGGUAAGGAUCAGUCUGUGAAAGUGUCUCGUACAGAGAAAGAUUUUAUACAAAUUCCUCAUCUUCAGAAGCAAUUGCUGUUGUCAGCAAUCGAUUCAGUCGACUCAAACUCAAAAACUGGUGGUGUUAUAGUAUAUUCCACAUGUUCGGUAGCAGUUGAGGAAGACGAAAUGGUUGUUGAUUAUGCAUUGAGGAAGAGACCUAAUGUCAAACUUGUCGACGCUGGUUUGGCUAUUGGUAAAGAAGGAUUUACAAGUUUCAGGGGUAAGAAAUUUCACCCAAGUUUAAAGCUCACGAGGAGAUAUUAUCCACAUACCUAUAAUGUGGAUGGUUUCUUCGUUGCUAAAUUUCAGAAGAUUGGUCCCUCUCCAAAUGACAAUAAUCAAGCCACUCCUAGAGAGAAAGAGCUCGCAGCCAGACAAGAGGCCGCAGAAGAGGGAAUUAUUCACUCUGAUUUUGCCAACUUUGACGAUCCUGAGGACGAAAAGUAUAUCAAGAAAUCUCAGAAAAACAGCCUACUCAAGAAGGGCAUCGAUCCAAGGGCACAGAAGAAAUGA
This is a messenger RNA of Torulaspora globosa, 1854 nucleotides long. RefSeq names its product rRNA (cytosine-C5-)-methyltransferase NOP2 (gene NOP2). The record is from RefSeq and is a predicted model, not a curated record. The transcript has a single exon. The coding region runs from base 1 to 1854 and encodes 617 amino acids. Gene Ontology annotation, molecular function: RNA binding; rRNA (cytosine-C5-)-methyltransferase activity. Gene Ontology annotation, biological process: maturation of LSU-rRNA; rRNA base methylation. Lineage: Eukaryota; Fungi; Ascomycota; Saccharomycetes; Saccharomycetales; Saccharomycetaceae. Gene Ontology annotation, cellular component: nucleolus.